Molecule: messenger RNA, 1692 nt
Organism: Pediculus humanus corporis (human body louse)
Lineage: Eukaryota; Metazoa; Arthropoda; Insecta; Psocodea; Pediculidae
Product: nicotinate phosphoribosyltransferase, putative
Exons: 11
Coding region: 1-1692 (563 amino acids)
Biological process (GO): NAD+ biosynthetic process
Molecular function (GO): nicotinate phosphoribosyltransferase activity
Source: RefSeq, a predicted model, not a curated record
AUGAAUUCGCCGGUCAAUCAAGAGAAAAGUCCUACGGGUAAUUUUCCUAUGAAAUCUAAAAAAAUUAAAGCAAAUUUAAAUGGUCAAAGUGGAAUAGUUCAACCAUUACUUACAGAUCUUUAUCAGAUUACAAUGGCUUAUGCAUAUUGGAAAUCUGGGAAAAGGUAUGAUCAAGCUGUAUUUGAUCUUUUUUUUCGUGCAAAUCCUUUUCAAGGAGAAUUCACAGUUUUCGCGGGUUUAGAAGAAGUUUUAAAAUUUUUGGAAAAUUUUCAGUAUUCAGAAAGCGAUAUCGAGUACCUUAAAGGAGCCUUACCCUCGACCAUCGAUCCAGAAUUUUAUGUAUUUUUAAGAGGACUCACAGCUGCUCCCGUUACCCUACACGCCAUAGAUGAAGGUUCGAUAGUUUUCCCGAGAGUACCACUCAUAAUGAUUGAAGGACCCUUAAUAAUUGUUCAACUUUUGGAAACGACACUUUUAACCCUAGUCAACUUUGCAAGCCUUAUGGCGACAAACGCUGCCAGAUACCGCAUUGCUGCUGGAAAAAAUAUAUCAUUAUUAGAAUUUGGCCUUAGACGUGCUCAAGGUCCCGAUGGAGGAUUAUCAGCUUCGAGAUAUGCUUACAUAGGAGGAUUCGAUGGAACGAGUAACGUUUUAGCUGGGAAAAUGUUUAACAUUCCUGUACGUGGAACUCAUGCUCAUUCAUACAUAACUUCAUUCAUCGACGUUCGAGAUUUGAGAAAAAAGACUUUGUUAUGCCAAAAAACCGGCGAAGAAAGAGACUUGGUGGAAUUGUCGAAAAAUUGGAGAAUAAAAAUUUGUAAUUUUCUCGGAGUACUAAACGAAGAAGCGAGCGAUGGCGAAUUGGCGGCCUUAAUAUCAUUUGCAAUUGCUUUUCCACAUGGAUUUAUGGCGCUUGUCGACACGUAUGAUGUCAAGAGAAGCGGAUUAAUUAAUUUUUGUGCCGUGGCAUUAGCUUUAAAUGAUCUCGGAUAUCAAGCCGUUGGAAUCAGGAUAGAUAGCGGAGAUUUAGCUUAUUUGUCAAACAAAGCUAGAGAAAUGUUUGAAACGAUAGCUAAAAAGUAUCAAAUACCGUGGUUUGGAAAAUUAACAAUAGUCGCUUCGAAUGACAUUAACGAAGAAACAAUAUUAAGCCUUAACGAGCAAAGUCAUAAAAUCGACUGCUUUGGAAUAGGUACUCAUUUAGUCACGUGUCAACGACAACCGGCAUUGGGUUGCGUGUAUAAAAUGGUUGAAAUCAAUGGGAGACCGAGGAUAAAACUCUCGCAGGAUAUGGGAAAAAUAACGAUGCCUGGAAAAAAAACUGCCUACAGGUUAUACGGAUCUGAUGGUCACGCGUUAAUCGACUUGAUGCAAAAAGCAGACGAGAAACCUCCUCAAGUUGGCAAGAAAGUAUUAUGUCGUCAUCCUUUUCAAGAAUCGAAAAGAGCUUAUGUGAUUCCUGCAAGAGUCGAGCCACUCUAUAAGGUUUGGUGGAGUAAUGGACGUAUAACUCAUCCGUUGCCAGGUUUAGAAGAGGUCAGGCACAGAGUUCAAACCUGUUUAGAAACACUUCGAAACGAUCACAAGCGUAAUUUAAAUCCGACACCUUACAAGGUUGCCGUAAGCGAUGAGCUUUAUAAUUUUAUACAUGAUUUAUGGCUUCAAAAUGCACCCAUAGGAGAACUUUCUUGA